AGGUUUUGUGUGCAACUCGCAAUUAUUACUCAACAGCCAGCUCCCUGCAUCCAAUGAAGGGAAGACCUCAUUUCACCAAAAGAAAAGACUGCAGUGACACAUGGGCCAUGAACCGAGCCAGCUGCAACCCUAGGACAAAUGUGUACUUGUUCCACAGCUUGGAAAACAGAAAGCAAGAUGAAGAAUAUUAUGAUGACAAAUCAUUGAUUGCACAGCCCAUAUUUGUUUUCAAGAAGAAAGACCGACCUUGCAAGAGACCUGCAGAAGACUAUGAAUGCAAGACUGAAAAUGUUUUCUUGGAUUGUUCCAGAAAAAGGACAAGAGCUGCCUCAUUUUCUUUUCAAACAUCUAGCUCCCCGUCUUACGAAGAAACAGUACUCUCGCAAAAACGAAUGAGAUCAUCUUCAUUUACCAUCCUGCCAACAUUUCCACCAUCUCCACCAGUGAAAAAGAACAACAUAUUCAUGACAUCAGCAUUAUUGCACAAGGGCCCUGAUGUGAAUGCCACAGAAAAAGGUUUUUCAUCACCAACUAUACAACGGGUUGUUUUAAGGCCUGCCGUUUUACAGCCUCCACAAACAACUUUGUGUCGAGAAGUAAUGAAUAUAGGUGUUGAAAAUGUUCUGGAGGAUGAACAUAAAGCAAACUCUGAGGUAUCGGAAGAGACUUAUUCCCUCAGAAGCUGCUCGGAAAACACAUUUCUUUCUCUACCACUUCCAGGCCCUGAAACAAUAGACAACCAGAUAGCUGAAACCAAAACGUCUUCAAGUGAAAAACAGCUUAACUUUGUGUUUGGAGAAAAUAUAGUAGAAAGAGUUUUGAGGCCUGAGCAGCUUCCAGACCUUCCUUCUGCAAGUGAGUCAGAUAACAGUGAAGAAGAAGCUGCACUCACAAUAGAUUUUCCUACCAAUUCUUCAUGGACAACACCAAUUGUUGUCAAGAAUACAACACUAGUAGAAUCAGCUGCUGCUUACGCUUCUAAGAAACCAACACAGCAAUAUUUAUUAGAUAAAGUGGAAGUUAGUACUGGAGAAGAAGCAGAACACAAUGUGUUGCAGAUCAAUUGCAAGCUGUUCUUCUUUAAUAAAGCCUCAAUGUCCUGGAUUGAAAGAGGCAGUGGCUCUUUGAGACUUAAUGACACAUCCAGCAGCCAGUGUGGGAUGUUACAGUCAAGACUGGUCAUGCGGAAUCAAGGAAGUAUGAGACUCAUCCUGAAUGCUAAACUGUGGACCCAAAUGAUCAUACGAAGGGCAAACCGGAAGAGUCUGUGCAUCACAGCAACUGAUCUGGAGGACCGUUCUGUGCAUGUGUUUCUAAUGCAGGCAAGUUCCAAAGACAUUGGUUCUCUGUAUGCAGCAAUCCACCAUCGUCUGGUGGCGCUCAGGAGCUUUGCUGAACAGGGAUGCGAUGCAAGCCAGGUGGAGCCGGAGCUACCAAACUGUGACAGCGAUGAGGAAGAGACUGAAAAAAUAAUUCACAUGAAGGAUAAUGAAUCAGAUCGUUCUCAAUGGAUCCGCAGACAGUCUGUGGUUUGCUCCUGACAACGUACUACCUCUAACUCAAGCAAUAAGGACAGAAACUCAUCUUGUUGAACUAUCCCUAAUGGAUCUCACAGACCUGAGGAAGUUUUGUGCAUUUGCUUUGUUAUUAAGGAGGCCCAGAUGAACUUAUCCUGAUUGAUAUUAGAAGCAGUAUAUUAUAUGUGAAGAUGCGCUUUAAGGAUUCCAAACAGCAUUCCUUUUCCUUGGCUUGGAUAAUAUCAGAGAAUGGUCCCAGUUCUUUGAGAAGUACAUUUUUUAAAGUUUCAAAUUUUGGUAUGAAUCAACUUUAAGACCAAUUUUAAAGGGAAAAAAAGAUCAUCCCAGUCCAGCUUUUUCCAUCACAUUGAUGGAACCCAUCAUUUCCGUAUGGAUUAUUUAAUGUGUUAUUUCUAAAUAUUUAUCUAUACAACGGCACUUUCUGAAAAUCUGUGUAAAAUCCACUUUGGACGUGAUUCGGAACAUUUUU
Messenger RNA from Heteronotia binoei (common prickly gecko), 2007 nucleotides. RefSeq names its product RAN binding protein 3 like (gene RANBP3L). Gene Ontology annotation, cellular component: nuclear pore; cytoplasm. Gene Ontology annotation, biological process: protein export from nucleus. Bases 54 to 1541 code for a protein of 495 amino acids. The transcript has 15 exons. Lineage: Eukaryota; Metazoa; Chordata; Lepidosauria; Squamata; Gekkonidae. The record is from RefSeq and is a predicted model, not a curated record. Gene Ontology annotation, molecular function: GTPase activator activity.